AUGUCAAUUCCUGACGCACCAAUUGUACAAUCACUUGAAGCAAUUUCUCCUUCACAAAAUAACCAACAAUUAGCUAAACCUGAACCAAAAUGGAUUCAUCUAUCUCGAUACUUAUCAAAGACCUCACAAAAUCGAGUUUUUGUUGAUCCUAGUGGAGUUGGACAUUUUAAUUCCAUGACAUGGGAACCUCCAUGUGAAUUAUUAGAUUGUGGAACAAGUUAUUUACUUAAAUUUGAAGUUCCUGGUAUUGAUAAAAAGUCUUUGUCUUUACAAUAUAGCAAUAAUUGGGUUAUUGUUUCAGGUAAUAAGAACAUGCCAAUUGAUGAAGGUGAUUUCUGUUUUACUGAAAUAUUAUAUGGUCAGUUUAGAAGAGAAGUUCCUGUUCCUGUAGAUUCAAGUAAAGACGGAAUUAAGGCUUAUUAUCAAGAGGGUAUUCUUUAUGUGAAAUUAUUAAAAGUUUCAAAUAGUAGUUGGGUCAAUGUCGAAAUCGUUUAA
Molecule: messenger RNA, 495 nt
Organism: Entamoeba dispar SAW760
Lineage: Eukaryota; Evosea; Mastigamoebida; Endamoebidae
Product: small heat-shock protein, putative
Exons: 1
Coding region: 1-495 (164 amino acids)
Source: RefSeq, a predicted model, not a curated record